UUGUGCUCGGCCUGCUCGGGAAAAGCUCAGUCAUGUUACAGAGUAGUGGGCUACACGGCUAUAGGUCGACAUACCUCCAGUUUGUCUGGAAGUGGGAGCCAAUGUCGGGUGAGGGGCCUACUGUGACGGCUACCUUAGACUAUAGCCGUCGCAAUGAAGAGGUGAGAUUGAGGGUUGACGUUGAGGGGGGAAGAGAAAAGGAGAUGAGGGUUGAUCAGAGACUGCAGCUGGCGAUUAUGGAGGCCAAGGACAGAGCCGAAAGGAGGUGCAGAAGGGAUGGGGUCACUGAUGAGCUAAAGGUGACCAUUUCUUACCUGGACGUGAGGACCUCGACGGACAUUGUGGAGCGUGAGCAGCUUCACCUGGACCGAGAUUCAGAGGCGGAAAGUGAGGGGUUUGGGGCGGGGGCUGUGAAGACCCCUUUCUACCAAGAUCUCGCAGUGGGAGGUCUUGUUUCGGCACAAGAGUUUUUUGACUUGGUGGAGCAGAGGAACAUCGACCUGGAGGAACCCUGCCACGUUCAGGGCGACCAAGAGUUGUUGCAGCCUCUUCAGAUGUGCACCGGUUUCGAAUCCAGCGGUGCUCCCACGAAAGGGGGAGAUUUGGGUUUCAGUCCUUCUUCCCAACUCCAUCGGAGCGCGGUCCGUGGUCGCUUUGACGACAGCGACAACGAAGAACAGGAGCAGACGCGGCCUUUCCCGCCUAGGCUGGGAGAGCGGUCUGUCCUGAAUAUUCUUGGGGUGGAAGGACACACUCCGGUUCACGACCGGCCGUCGACAUCAGCCAAGGGGGAAGAGGAGGGUGUACUGCAGCCUGCGCAUAAGAGAAGGGGAGGUCCUCAGGAAGAGGGUGAGGGUUCUGCAAAGAAACAUAAGGCAAGAACCCCCCAGACGAUGGGGGGAAAAAGGAAGGGAGUUGAGGGGCAGGAGGGCACAUCGGGUCGAAAACGCCCGAGGUCGGUGCAGAAACAGCCUCAGCCGGGUACUCUCGAGGCGAAGGGUUUAUCGACAUCGACACCGCGUACUUCCUCGACAAAGCGGGAGUUCUUCACUAGCCCAUCGUGGGUCGUCGAGAUCGGUGACUGGGAAGCAUCGUACAACCAAUGGUCACUGGAUCCCGUGCACACGCAACUCAUCAUUGACGCGAUGAUGAUGAGCUUCUCGCAAGCUGAGAAGACGUACGAGUUGCCUACCCUUAAGUUGGCACCACUAGGGCUGGAGAAACUGAAGUCGGGCAUGCGGGCGGAUCGUCUCAAGCCAACGGACUGGAAGGACGACCUCGCAGGCCAAAACUAUUAUUACGCUAUUUCCGGCCAGCACAACGCGGCUGCAACCAAGGUGCUACUUGGCACGGACGUCGCAUUGAGGUACAACUUCGAGAGGUGGCCUACACAUAUGGUUUACUUCUCGGACGAGGAGUUCGAAGGGUAUUUUCUGGUCAGCUCGGAGGACAACAAGAAGGACUUGAAGGUGGAUACGGACUGGACAUGUGCGUAUCCCUUCCUGAAGAAGCGGGAGGCGAUUUUGGUGGAGUUCGAGAAGCAGGGAAUGGAUGCCACGUUGUGGGACGGGAGCAGAAAGCUCGUUGGUGACGCCUCGUUGUUCAAGGACUGCCCACCGUACAUGGGGUACGAGGACGAUAAAACGAUCAAGGCGACGGAAAAACUCGCCCUCAACAAGAAGUUGUCCGCCGACCGGAAGAACAAGGUCCUCCUCGUGCUGACCGGCAGUAAGGCGAAGAGCAUGGAGGUCGCGCUUGCCAAAGGCGUGGUGCACGUUCUGUGGAAAGACUCAGGGGACGUGACAUCGAUCGCCCCGUUCGGCGUUGACCCUCUGGAGGCACAGAUGAGGGUCACGGAGUUGGAGAAAGCGGUUGGGACCACCAAAUGCCACACCGAGGUCAACUCUGGAGCCAGCCGCCGCGAGUUCAUUUCGAGGAGCGAGAAAUCAACACACGUUCAAGAACCGUCUACGGACAUGUGGUUCAAGUUGAGCGAGCGGAAGAGGAACAGGAUCUACGAGUUCCUCUUUUUGGAAACGCGGCCCAGGAGGGACAAUGACGCUGAGUACAUGCGCCACAAGGAACACAUGUUGGCAUUGCUGGACAACUACCAUGACGCCUCACGCAAGAACGUAAAUAACUUCCUCGACAGGCUGGAGUGUUUGUACUUCGUCGAGUUCGAGCAGGUGCUUGAGCUCAAGAGUUAUGGUGCGUUGAUCUCCACGGACAGCGAGGCGGAGACAGGUGUUGUUUUCGACACCGCCACGCCGAAGGAGGACAGCGACAGCGAGGACAUCGACAUCGAUUACCAUCCUCCUCUGGUGUUUCAUGCCCCAGGCUCCUCGUCGGUCGUGGAGUUUCAUCGGUUUACCGAGGGUGGAUUGAGGAGGUCGCCAGCACGCACACAGGAGGAGCCGCCAGCAUCUGAGGGGCCCUUGAGGGAGUUGGAGACACAUUUGGAUAUCUCUCGGUGGAGGGCAUCGCCUCGGGGUGAGGAGCAUGGAGAGCAGGCAGAGGAGGUACCACGAGAGGAGGUACCACGAGAGGAGGUACCACAGGAGGAGGUACCACGAGAGGAGGUGCCACGAGAGGAGGUGCCACGGGAGGAGGUUCAGGAUACUCAGCGAGAGAGAGGGUUGGGCGAUGAGGGGAGACGUGUAGGGAAGGAAGUGAUAGAGGUUGGGGAGGACACGGCCCCACAAACGCCAGCGGUGGGUUUGAGACUCGAGGAUGCACCAAGGAGCACUCGCCGGGCAGGGGAAAGGUUGCAGAGAGAGGAGGCCCCAUUGCCUUCAUCAAAAAAGGCCCCUUCGCCAGAAGGGAGGGCAGAAAGGAGGAGAGAGAGGGCAGUCGUAAGGAGAGAAACCUUGACCCUGAUUGACAGACACCUAGAAGCUUAUGCACUGGAGCACCCAGACCUGGAAGAGCCAGCACCUGCAGAGCCGCGCCAGGAGCCGUGCCAGCCCGAGAAGGAGAUGGAGGCAAGGAUCCCGAAGAGGUUCGACCUCCGCACGAGGGAAAGGGCGCCAGCUGGAGAGACAGCAGAGGAAAAGAGGGCGAGAAGAACCAGGAGGAUAGACGAGAUAUGGCAAGAGAGGCAGAGGUUGGAGGCAGCGGGGGAGCUUCCGGAGCAGCAGCAGGAGAGGCAGAGAUCGGAGGCAGCAGGAGCACUCCCAGGGAAGAAAAUAAAGGAAGCAAGCCAUGGAGUACGCCUGGAAGCUAUGGAGAUGGAAAUCCAGGAACUCAGGGCAUUGGUGGCCAGCCAGGCAGCUAUCAUUGAGAGCCUGAGGCAGCAAAAUCAGGGAAAGGUGGACAAGCCAGAGAGCAGCAGGGAGGGCGAGCAGAGGCAGCCAGGACAGGGAUUGUCAGGACAGCCAUCUGCAGUAGAGCCUCGCCAGGAGCCACCUAUGGGGAGGGUUAUCAUGGAGCCAGAGGAGGCGAGAACCCAGAGACAGGCGGAGAGAGAGGCAUUCGAGUUUAGAGCCCCUACCAAGCUCGCGACGCUGCCAGUGGCGGCGGCGGGCCUAGUCAUACCUUUGGCAGUAGAGGAGGGGCGGCCACCAUCUAGCAGUGAGCCGGCUCAAGGCUCAGCAGAGGAUUCCGUGGGUGUGCUCCUUGGGGCGGUGCAUACUAUGCAGGAGGAGGUGAGUUUGUUUUCACCCGAGCAGAGGAUAGAGGAGCCUCUUGAGAGAGAGAUGGGGAUUGAGGCAGAAGGUGUCAUCGAGGGCGGGCUCCAGAGGUUGGGCACGCCUGAGUAUGGGCCAGAGGAGAUUGAGGAGCAGGCCAUUGCAGUGCCAGGAGAAACACUCGAGAGGAGACCUUAGAGGUUGGACACGCCUGAGUACGU
Chara braunii is the source of this 3847-nucleotide messenger RNA. Lineage: Eukaryota; Viridiplantae; Streptophyta; Charophyceae; Charales; Characeae. The record is from the annotation of a GenBank genome assembly.